AUGGCAGCAGCAGCACAUCUCGCCUACGCCUUCUUCUUCGACGCGGAGCCCGCCGUCGGCGAGCCCAGCCUGCACGCGCUCGACGCGUGCGCGCUCUGCGCCAAGCCGCUGGCGCGCGACAGCGACAUCUUCAUGUACAGAGGGGACACGCCCUUCUGCAGCGAGGAGUGCCGCCACGAGCAGAUGCAGCUCGACGCCAUCCGCGCCAGGCAGGCCUCCGCCAGGUCCGGCGGCCGGCGGCAGCCGUCGUACUCGUCAGGAGCGGAGGCGCGGCGCGGGCACCGGGACGCCAGGAAGGUGUCCGCGGUGGCGAGCUGA
Messenger RNA from Miscanthus lutarioriparius, 318 nucleotides. Lineage: Eukaryota; Viridiplantae; Streptophyta; Magnoliopsida; Poales; Poaceae. The record is from the annotation of a GenBank genome assembly.